Lathyrus oleraceus (garden pea) is the source of this 849-nucleotide messenger RNA. RefSeq names its product probable 26S proteasome non-ATPase regulatory subunit 3. Gene Ontology annotation, biological process: ubiquitin-dependent protein catabolic process. Bases 25 to 849 code for a protein of 274 amino acids. Gene Ontology annotation, cellular component: proteasome regulatory particle, lid subcomplex. The record is from RefSeq and is a predicted model, not a curated record. Lineage: Eukaryota; Viridiplantae; Streptophyta; Magnoliopsida; Fabales; Fabaceae. The transcript has a single exon.
GUCAGCUCUCCUUAAGUUGGCAAUAUGGAAUCUCCGCCGACAUUAAAAAAGGAAGCCUGUUCCUCAGCUAGCAUUGACCGGCUCAAGAACUUGAAUAGAAAAACUGUUAAUGUUAUAGCCUCAAGACUGUACUUUUAUUACUCAUAUAGCUAUGAGCUUACUGGAGAUCUUGCUGAAAUUCAUGGAAACCUCUUUCAGUUGCACAGGAUUGCUACCCUACGCCAUGAUGAACUUGGUCAAGAAACACUUCUUAAUCUGUUACUACGUAACUACCUCCACUAUAACCUAUAUGAUCAAGCAGAGAAGCUGAGGUCUAAGGCUCCGCGAUUUGAGGCACAUUCAAACCAACAGUUUUGUCGCUAUCUCUUCUACCUUGGGAAAAUUUGGACUAUUCAGUUGGAGUAUACCGAUGAAAAGGAGUCUCUCGUGCAAGCUGCUCGUAAAACACCAGUUACAACACAGGGUUUUCGAAUUCAGUGUAACAAGGGGGCCAUUAUAGUUCAUUUACUAUUAGGAGAAAUUCCUGAGAGGACUAUCUUCGUGCAGAAAGGAAUGGAGAAAGCUUUGAGGCCAUACUUUGAACUUACCAAUGAUGUGAGGAUUGGUGAUUCAGAGCUAUUUCAGAAUGUUGCAGAGAAGUAUGCUACCACUUUCAAGACAGACUGGACCAAUAAUUUGAUUGUUCGACUGCGUCAUAAUGUUAUUAGGACUGGUUUGUGCAACAUCAGUAUAUCAUAUUCUCGCAUCUCGCUGGCUGAUGUAGCUCAGAAGUUGAGGUUGAGCUCUGCAGAUCCCAUUGCUGAUGCAGAAAGCAUUAUGUCAAAGGUUACCGUAGUGAAUCCAAGUUAA